UGUUUACUCAUCUAUCGAUUGUGCUGGAUCAUCCAUACAUAUUCUAUUAUGCACCUGGCUUUGAGUCAAAUAUUUCUGUCCCUCUCAGCCCUACGCUGAAAUAAUCGCCAUACUAGCUGCACAUUCAUUCUGAAGUAUCUAUGUCGCAAACAAAAGGCAAACAUAAAAUCUGUCCAUAGCAAUUAACAUAGUAAUCAUUUUUAAUUUAUUAUACUGUUACAUUUCAUUUUGUAACUCGAACAAAAUGAGUUUAGCUCUUAGUCGUGCCCAUCGGAAGACAGCGGGGAAUCGCAUGUCCAAACUCCUGGAUGCUGAGGAGGAAGACGACUUUUACAAGACAACAUAUGGUGGCUUCAAUGACGAAUCAGGAGAUAAUGAAUACAAAGGCGAUUUGACUGACACAGAAGACGAAGUGGACAGUGACUUCGAUAUUGACGAGGGCGAAGAGCCAGGCAGUGAACAAGAAGACGAUGGCCCUCGAAGGAAAUCUAGGGUUGUCACCAAGGCCUACAAGGAACCAAUCAAGACGAUUAAGCCCAAACUUAAACCCAAGAGGCAAGCAGAGCCCCCCAGGAAGACAGCCAAGGCAAAGACGGACAAGCACAAAGUCCUCGAACCGCAGGAGGACCUCACCAAUAACAGGAAGUCCGUGCGUCAGUCCACCACUGAGCACACACGGCUGACGUACCUGCGGCUGCAGGAGAGGCAGGUGGCACCGCGGCGCAGGAAAGGGGCUCGGCACGAGCGACCUUUGACCCAGGAGGAGCUGCUCGCAGAGGCUAAGGUCACGGCGGAAAUCAACCUCAGAUCGCUGGAGAACUAUGAGCGCCUUGAGGCCGAUAAGAAGAAGCAAGUCCACAAAAAACACCAAUGCACCGGCCCCACCGUCCGCUACCACUCUGUGCUCAUGCCCCUGGUGUCCUACCCGGCCCUGAAGGAAGAGAAUGUGGAUGUUGAAGGUUUGGACCAGGACCCCCAGUGUCCCGCUCCAGCGCCCCCCCAGUCUGAGCCGUCCCUCCCCAGCGCCCAGCCGCACCCCCCGCACGGCAAGUUCUCCCGCACGUACAUCACCUUCAGCGACGACGCCACCUUCCAGGCCUGCUUUCCCCGAACGCCCCGUCCUCAAAUCCCCAUGCAAGAGGUCUGCCCCGUCACCCACAAGCCCGCCCUGUACCGAGACCCCAUCACGGACAUCCCCUACGCCAACCUCCGGGCCUUCAAAAUCAUCCGGGAGGCCUACAACAAGUACGUAGCCGCCCACGGGCUGCCCAACCCUGGCCCUGGUGCAGGCACCAGCACCGCAGCGGUAGAGACCUUCUCAAAGGGACUGAGGCAGAAGCUCACUGUUAAGCAAGGCCUGGUCACAUUUUAGACUGUCAUAUGGGAGGACAGGUGGAUGUUGAGGGGCAGGAUAGCUAUAUACCUCAUAAGAGAUAGGGUAGCGAUAUCUACUGUUGUAAUCAUCACUGUAGCAUUGUGCUGAGCUUUAAAGCCAGUUCAAGCGGAUUGUAUAUUCAUGUACAUUUAUAAGUGUAUUAAUGUAAAUUUGGUAUUCUUGAAUAAUAGAGGAAUGUUUUUGUCUGUUGUGUGUGACAAAGCUUAGUUCAAAUUAGUAUCUUGAAAAAUAUUUGUUGGUAAGGCUUACUACUACUUUGAUUGUACAGCUGGCUGUUAUUUCUGUGUAGUCCUUCUUACAGAGUAAUAAUAAUGUUAUUAUUUGAAAUCUUCCAGUGUCUUACCAAGUGUACAUGCAGCUUGGUGUCAUCAGAAUAUCUUGUCUGAUUUUUCUGAUAAUGUGACUUUCCAUGUUUUCUGCAUUUUUAUUCAGAGUGCAAGAAUGAUGUCUUUUACUUGUGCAUGGUAUGAGCAAUGCCUCCUCACACGGGCAAGUAAGUGCAGAGUGUCUCCAUAAACAUCACAAGUGUUUUCAUAUUCAUUCAUUUGUAAUGGCAAAAUAAAGAUGAUCAAGUUUAG
Messenger RNA from Clupea harengus (Atlantic herring), 1974 nucleotides. It is a transcript of the gene vps72b, whose product is annotated as vacuolar protein sorting 72 homolog b. NCBI's taxonomy places the organism in Eukaryota, Metazoa, Chordata, Actinopteri, Clupeiformes, Clupeidae. Gene Ontology annotation, cellular component: nucleus. The record is from RefSeq and is a predicted model, not a curated record.